This is a messenger RNA of Vigna angularis (adzuki bean), 652 nucleotides long. RefSeq lists its product as uncharacterized. Bases 95 to 544 code for a protein of 149 amino acids. The transcript is spliced from 6 exons. NCBI's taxonomy places the organism in Eukaryota, Viridiplantae, Streptophyta, Magnoliopsida, Fabales, Fabaceae. The record is from RefSeq and is a predicted model, not a curated record.
AGAAAACUAAAAUAAAAUAAGCAAGAGUUACAUGGUCGCAGGUAUUUCCACGCCCUUGGCUUAAGUGAACCAAGAGAGAAUACGUUGCUUGCGAAUGGAUCCUCAGGUGUGGCACAAAGUUGCAGCGAUUUCAGGUGUUGCAGCACUUGGAUUGGGAACCUAUGGUGCUCACGUUUUCAAACCCCAAAACCCUGCUUACAAAGAAGUUUGGCACACAGCAUCGCUUUACCAUUUGGUUCACACCGCUGCGUUAGUUGCCGCCCCAAUUACAAAACACCCCACUGUUUUUGGAGGCCUUCUAACAACUGGGAUCUUGGCCUUCUCUGGGACGUGCUAUACUGUUGCACUUCUUGAAGACAGAAAACAUUCAACUUUGGCUCCAUUUGGUGGCUUUGCGUUUAUAGCAGCUUGGGUGGUUCGUGAUCUUGAAAUCAGUGUUUCUACCGAUGAUGUUCUUAAAGGUUUUCUGUUAACUGUUGAACUUGACUCCAUGUCCUUAGCUGAAGGGGGCAAAAGCAAGACUUUAUAUAACAUUGUUUUCUGAUAUUUAUGAAUAAAACAAGAAAAAAAUAAUUGCAUAAAUAUUUGUAAGUAGAAAACAGAUAUAACGUAAAGUGGUCUUUUGUAAUUAAUAAGUGGAAAAAUAAAAUAA